GCUAGAGAAUUGGGCAAGACAUCCUCUUCAUUCUUUACACAGAUUUUGAGGAUUGAGGUGUUUUUUGUGUUCUUUAACAGUGCUUUCAAUUUGGAUUGCGAAGAAUCUUUUGAACUAAAAAAAAGGCUACCCAGGAAGAAGAAUACAGGACCAGGAAUGACAGUAAGAAUCAGAUUUACUGUAGAGGAAAGGAAGAGGAACAAAAUUAUAUACAAAUAAGUUCAUAGAUUUGCUUCAGCCUUCAUGCUGUAGGCUAUGGGAGGACUAUGGUAACUAACGAGUCAUAGAAACUCACUCAUACAACCACACAUUAUCAUUGACUCAGUGAAUAAGGUAAACCGUUUAAUAGCCACUGUGCUCUCUGCCACACAAAAUUAAUAUUGUAAAGACGUAGGUGAUAUAUAGAUAUACAUACAGUAUAUACACAUAAAAGUCCAGCAGACACACAUACAUUCACACAGGGACAAAUACAUAGACUGAAAGAACAUAAAGAACCAACACCCACACAAACUCCCAGAGGCAACCAUGAGGGUUGUGUUGGUGCUAGGAGGCCUAACUAUCCUGGUCUCUAUGGGCCUGGCCCUGAUCGUCUUUGGCCAGUCCCUGACAGAAGCCAAGCUGACCCUGCAGAACCUGCAUCUGGAUCAGAUGCAGAGGGCGCGCGUCAACCAACUCAAGGAGAGGCAGUGGCUGGAAAACUUGCUGAAGGGGCAGUUAGACUGGAAGAAGAAGAAUGUGGAGGAGAUGGAGGCAGAGGUGAAGAAACUGACCGAAGAGGAGGGGAAGAAGAAGACUGAGGUUGAGGCCUGCCAGGCAGACAAGAAACAAAAGGAGGAAGUACUUGCACCCAUACAGAAGGAGCAGAGUGAUAUUGAAGCGACGUUCAAUACUGAAAAGGAGGCUUGGACUGGGGAGAUCACCACACUCAAACAGCAAUUGGAGCAGAGGAGCAAAGUGUGUGGUUUUGUAAAGGACUCAACAGAUACAGCGACAUUAUGUCCACCCAAAGAAGGAGCAGCAAAAGCUGAAACGGCCCCUGUACAAGGUCAACCUGCCUCGACAAAAGCUGAAGCGGCCCAUGUACAAGGUGAACCUGCCUCUGCAAAAGCUGAAGCGGCCCCUGUUAAACCUGAAGUGGCCCCUGUUAAACCUGAAGCGGCCCUUGUUAAACCUGAAGUGGCCCCUGCUCCAAAGUAGUAAAUGUCUCAAAUUUCUCUCAGAAUAACAUUAAUGGUGUGUAGUCAUUCAUUCAUGAUGCGCACUCAUAUUUAUGUUUUUUUUUUUGUGGGUAAUCUUGUGGGUAAUCUUGGCAACCCCAUGUAAAUUACACCAUUUAUGUUAUGUAGUCUGUACACAAGAGAUUAGGCUGUGGGCAUUGUCAAUGUUUCAGUUUGGCACACUAUGUAGCCUAAAGUAAUUAGGUGCUGUUCGUUUUUAAAAACUAUGGAUAUCUUAUCAGUUUUUAAAUAAAUGUUUUUUGUUUUUCAUUUACAUUUUUAUAAAGCCUUUUAGUUAGGCACAGAAAACAUGGAAAGAGAAACCACUGCCUUUCCCUGUUGAUGGUUCGUGUGAUGAAGAGGGAGGAACUCCUAUCAAACCUGCACAGUUCAAUACCAAUAUAACUUAGACCAUUAAAGCUUUAAUACAGCUUACCUUAUCAUCACCAUCAUUGACUGCCAGGGUAAAACAUAAUAUUGUAACGCUGUUGGGUGUAAUCUGCCAGGGUAAAAUGGAGCCGGCUAGUGGACGAGUAAUAUGUAAACGUAGGGUGACAGUGAGCCACCAGCAAAAUAACCAUAGAUGAGAUGUUGACAAUGGCUAAUUAAUAGGCAUAAAUAAAUAGUAUUUCUAUGAUUGCAGUCUUCAAAGAUUGAAUUGCAAUGAAUCAGAUUCAGGCGCAGUGUUUUGUGCUUUGGAAUGUUCAGUAUUCCUGGGAUACCAUGCUGUCACCAUGUAAAUUAUAUAAAAACAUUUAUAAAACAGGUUGUUUGGAUCCUGGAUGCAGACUGGUUGAUAGAAGAGAGUUAUAGCACAACAAUCCCCGCAUUCACCGGGUAAUGCCUGUUAACAGUUCAAUUAGAUUUAUUAAUGCGCAUCCACUAUCCACUAGCCUGGCUGACGCGACUCACGGUACCACACAGCAAUGAAGAGCUGUGACUCACUGGUCUGGAAAGGAGGCUGUUAAUUAAUGCAAUAUUCACUCAGAAAUUGAGCAGAUGGAUUGAUUGGAUGAGACCUCUCAUUGUUUGGAUUUGAAAAUCCAACAUUUGUAAUGGAAGGGGGCAGCACUCAGGGGCUUUGUGUGGCUGUGCCUGUAGGUGUUUGAGUGAGACAACAUCAAAACAGCCUUUCCAGACUCUCAAGUCAGGAGGACUUCGAGUUUGGUAUCAGCCAGACUACUGUCCCAUAACCCAGCCAGUCAAUUUAUAUUAUAGCCUUAACAUCAUCUCCCCCAUUAAAAAGUAUCUAAACAAUUUUCCCCCAUGCUACUAGGUUAGCAUUUAGUUUGCAACAGUUAGGGUUUGUCUAAACCUUGCUGUCUGCUUCUCUGACCUGUGGAAGGUUUAUUGCGAUCUCCUCCGUGCCAUGCAUAUGAACGUGAAGUGACUGACAGUUUCUCUGAGCCAGACAAAUUCAUUUAUCAGGAUCAUUAUAAUGGAUAUAUCCAAAGAAAUGGCAAAAGAAACAAACAAAUGUAAAACCAAGGAAAGUACACAUAGUUACUGUCAUUUCAGCUGCUUUCUUUAGUUGGCUAGAGCAAAGGAGAAGUACAGUAGCUAGCCUGGAGCUACAUGCCAAUGAUUUGUUUAGCAUAGCAAUCAUUGCAAAAAAUAAUGGAUAGAAUGAACGACCAGCCCAUUUAGCUAACAACUUAAGACCUCAUAAUUAUUUUAAAAAUGUUUGCAUUUUAUCGCACCUACAGUAUAGUUUUUAUGAUCAUAGGACAUUUCCCACUAAAUCCACCCACACUCCUAUUCAAAUAGUCAUCUCUACUACUCAGCUGUCGUUGUCUUUUUACUUGCUUGAGGAAAUGCAGUAGAUAUUUACUGAAGUGGGAAUGAGAUAUUGGACUUUGAUCCAUCACUGACAACGAUGUGCUUGAAGUAUUUCCAUCACAGUAAUGAUGAUGCACUGGGUACUCUGAUCAUGAUGUGUAAUCAAUUAAUGUCGCGUUUUUUCAGUUUGCUUUACUUCUUUGUCCAUAAGCUUCUGAUUGAGGCUUAUAGGACUUCAGAAAAAUUUAUACUUUUUAAAACUUUAAAAAAAACUUUUUGUUAUUCUUACUUUUUCAAGAACUGUCCGUUCAAAACGAUACUGAAAAAUCGUUUUGAGUUUUGGAAUGGCAUCAUAUUUCAUGGCCAUUCUGUAGUACUUAUCAUGGAGAUGGUCAAAAACAAACUACUGUCUCACAGGUUGAUGGAAUUUCACAAUGCCAUUACUAACAAAAUAAAAUCUAAGAUGGUAAAAGAGAA
Messenger RNA from Oncorhynchus mykiss (rainbow trout), 3473 nucleotides. RefSeq lists its product as uncharacterized. NCBI's taxonomy places the organism in Eukaryota, Metazoa, Chordata, Actinopteri, Salmoniformes, Salmonidae. The record is from RefSeq and is a predicted model, not a curated record.